This is a messenger RNA of Cyphellophora europaea CBS 101466, 1761 nucleotides long. RefSeq lists its product as uncharacterized. The record is from RefSeq and is a predicted model, not a curated record. Gene Ontology annotation, biological process: transmembrane transport. The coding region runs from base 1 to 1761 and encodes 586 amino acids. The transcript has a single exon. Gene Ontology annotation, molecular function: purine nucleobase transmembrane transporter activity. Lineage: Eukaryota; Fungi; Ascomycota; Eurotiomycetes; Chaetothyriales; Cyphellophoraceae. Gene Ontology annotation, cellular component: plasma membrane.
AUGGGUUGGAUUCACAACACCAAUGCUGCCGUCGCGCGGUCCUUUGUGGGCCGACGCUUUCGCCUCGAGGGCUCUGGCCACCCCAAGGAGCGCAAGGGCAGCUACUUCUUCACCGAGAUUCGAGCUGGCCUCGCCACCUUUUUCGCCAUGGCCUACAUUAUCUCCGUCAACUCCACCAUUGUCGCCGACUCUGGAGGCACGUGCGUCUGUCCGGCCGACAAUACCAACCUUUGUGUCGAUGACGGAGACUACCUGCUGUGCAAAGCGCGUGUCCAGCGCGAUCUCGUGACUGGUACCGCUGCCAUUGCCGCGCUGACCACCUUUAUGAUGGGUCUGCUGGCCAACAUGCCCAUUGCCUUGGCUCCCGGUAUGGGCUUGAACGCCUACUUCGCCUACACAGUCGUCGGCUUCCACGGCAGCGGACCAGUGCCUUACCGUGUGGCCGUGACUGCUGUGUUCGUUGAAGGUCUCGUCUUCGUCGGUCUCACCCUUGUCGGUCUACGCCAAUGGCUUGCCCGCGCCAUCCCUGCUUCCAUCAAGCUGGCAACCGCUGUCGGUAUUGGUCUUUAUCUGACGAUCAUUGGUCUCACCUACUCCGCUGGUAUUGGUGCCAUCGUCGGUGCAGUUGCCACGCCUGUUGAACUUGCUGGUUGCAAGCCCGAGAACCGGUUGGAGGAUGGCACGUGCCCGACAUUUGACAAGAUGCGCAACCCUACUAUGUGGAUUGGCAUCUUCUGUGGUGGCAUUCUGACCGUAAUGCUGAUGAUGUAUCGCGUCAAGGGCGCCAUCAUCUUCGGCAUCCUACUGGUGUCUAUCAUCUCCUGGCCUCGCGGAACUCCCGUGACCUACUUCCCCUAUACCGACCUGGGCGACGAUAUGUUCAACUUCUUCAAGAGGGUCGCCUACUUCCACCCGAUUGGCGAGGUUCUCGCAGUGCAGCGAUGGGAUAUCAGCGACUACGGAGGACAAUUUGGCCUUGCUUUCAUCACUUUCCUCUAUGUCGAUAUUCUGGACUGCACCGGUACACUAUAUGCCAUGGCUCGCUACUGUGGUGCGAUCGAUGAGCGGACUCAGGACUUUGAGGGCUCUGCGGUUGCCUACCUGGUUGAUGCCUUUGGCAUUACUAUUGGAUCCCUGUUCGGCUCUCCUCCCGUCACUGCCUAUAUCGAGUCUGGUGCCGGCAUUUCAGAAGGUGGCGCUACUGGCCUGACUGCCAUCACAACGGGCUUGUGCUUCUUUAUUUCGAUCUUCUUCGCUCCAAUCUUCGCCUCCAUCCCACCAUGGGCUACUGGCUGUACGCUGAUCAUUGUCGGCUCGAUGAUGGCUAAACAAGCCGCCCAAAUCAACUGGACCUACAUGGGUGAUGCCAUUCCCGCAUUUUUAACUAUUGCCCUGAUGCCCUUCACAUACAGCAUUGCGGAUGGCCUUAUCGCUGGUAUCUGCUCCUAUAUUCUCAUCAACACCACCGUCUGGAUCAUCGAGAAGCUGUCCGGCGGCCGCAUCAAGCCUGCCGACAAAGAGCUCAAAGAUCACUGGACCUACAAGAUCGAGGGUGGACUGCUCCCCCCGUGGGUCGGCCGUGCUGCUCGCGGCAAGAAAGACUUCUGGCGCCCAUACGAUGAUGAGGAGCACAAUGCGCAGGCUCCAGUGGGCAAUACUCUUGAGGGCAAGACAGAGGGUAACGUCGGUGUUGGCGAGGUAGGCAAUGAUCGCGGAAGCAGGUCUAGCAAUAGUGAGAAUGGUGAGGUCAAGAAGCUGUAG